Messenger RNA from Fonticula alba, 684 nucleotides. RefSeq lists its product as hypothetical. The transcript is spliced from 3 exons. Lineage: Eukaryota; Rotosphaerida; Fonticulaceae. The coding region runs from base 82 to 624 and encodes 180 amino acids. The record is from RefSeq and is a predicted model, not a curated record.
CGCUUCGGGGCAGGCACCAAACGCAUCUGCGGCCACGACACCCCUCUCUACCCUCACAUCCUACCUGCGCCACAUGCUGCCAUGGAUGCACAUCCCCCAGCGGCCAUCUACCGCGGCCGGAUACAAUCCCUAAAUGCCCUGCUAGCUGAGCAUCGUACCUUGGAAAAACUCCGACGGAAUCUCCUUCGGGAGUGUCCGUCGUACCGACACCAGGUGACAGUUGUCCCUCCGCCCGACCCGACGGCCGGCAGCGUUCACAUCCCCAUGUCGCAUGUCACCUGGCGCGCGGCCAGUGGGGUUCUCUCGGAGAUCCGCUCUCUUUGCGAGGACCGGCAGGCGGCGGUUCGCCAGAACAUGCCGGCCACCGUGCUGGAUCAGAUUGAUGAUGACAUUGUUGAGCUGGUCACCGCCAUCAGCUUUGUAUACUCGCCACGCGGCACACCGGCUCCCUCGUUGCUGCGCAAGAUCCAUCGAUUGCGACGGUCGAUGCUGGACACCCUCCGGGCGAUGGCCUUCGCUCUUCGGGAAAACGACCUUCCCCCAGUGGCCCGACAUGCGAUGGGCCUGCGCUUUGACUGCGUUCCUGACCUGGAACCCACCCCCGCCGAGGGGGGGGAGGAGUGAAUGGAAAAAACCGCGAAGCACCGAUGUACCAAAAAAUAAAAAAUGCUCAUGUAAGGCCGC